UGGCGUAUUUUCUUGCACCGAGUAAUGCGGCGUCGUUGGCCGCUAAGGAGGGCGGAGAUUUCUGUGGUGAAGUAGGGGGAGGGCUCCAAGGAGGCCUCGGGAAGAGCCGGGGUCUGAACUAUAAAGAGAGAAGUUGAUGUGGGCACUGCUAGUCUUGGACCGGCGGCUUGAAGUCUGAGAUCAUCGUGGAACCGUGAGCAGCGGUCAGCUUUGAAAUUUAUAAACUAUGGAGAAGACUCAAGAGAAAGCUGAAAGAAUUCUUCUAGAGCCCUAUAGGUACUUACUUCAAUUGCCAGGUAAACAGGUGAGAACCAAACUUUCACAGGCAUUUAAUCACUGGCUGAAAGUUCCAGAAGACAAACUGCAGAUUAUCAUUGAAGUAACUGAAAUGUUGCAUAAUGCCAGCUUACUCAUUGAUGAUAUUGAAGAUAACUCAAAGCUCCGACGUGGUUUUCCAGUGGCACAUAGCAUCUACGGAAUCCCUUCUGUCAUCAAUUCUGCCAAUUACGUCUACUUCCUCGGCCUGGAGAAAGUCUUAACACUGGAUCACCCGGAUGCUGUGAAGCUUUUCACACGCCAGCUUUUGGAACUCCAUCAGGGACAAGGCUUAGAUAUUUACUGGAGGGACACCUACACCUGUCCCACUGAGGAAGAGUACAAAGCCAUGGUGUUGCAGAAGACAGGUGGAUUGUUUGGACUAGCAGUAGGUCUCAUGCAGUUGUUUUCUGAUUAUAAAGAAGAUUUAAAGCCACUGCUUGACACACUUGGGCUUUUCUUCCAGAUUAGAGAUGAUUAUGCCAAUCUACACUCCAAAGAAUACAGCGAAAACAAGAGCUUCUGUGAAGACCUGACGGAAGGGAAAUUCUCCUUCCCCACUAUUCACGCCAUCUGGUCACGGCCAGAAAGCACCCAGGUACAGAACAUCCUGCGCCAAAGAACAGAGAAUAUAGAUAUUAAAAAAUACUGUGUGCAGUACCUGGAAGACGUAGGUUCUUUUGAAUAUACUUGGUACACUCUUAGAGAGCUUGAAGCAAAAGCCUACAAACAAAUCGAGGCCUGUGGUGGAAACCCUGCGCUAGUGGCUUUAGUGAAGCAUUUAAGUAAGAUGUUCAUGGAGGAAAAUGAAUAAUGGUUGCCAUUCUUCCUUAGACUCAUAGCUUCUUCCAGUUGAUAACGGGGAGAGGCUUCCUAUUUAUCUUUUUAAGUACUAGUCUCCAAAAGGAGUAAAUGAGGGUGAAAUUGUCAGAAUCCCUUUGCAUAAGAACACAAACUUAAGGGCUGGAGGGAUGGCUCAGUGGUUAAGAGACUGCUCUUCCGCAGGACCCAGGUUUAAUUUCCAGUGCCCACAUAGUUCAUCACCAUUUGUAACCCCAGUUCCAAUGAUCUGAUGGCCUCUUCUGGCAUUUGCCGGCAGCACGCAUGCACGUAAUACACAGACAUACAUGUAACCAAAACAUAUAUAUAAGAUAGAUUAUUUUUUAAUUUUUUAAAAAUGCAAAAUUGAAAUUAUCAGGAGCCACAAACACGGGUCUUAGAAAUGUCAUACGCUAAAUGUGACCAACUGUCCCUACUACCACAUGUGUGUUUUGGGUUUGUGAAUAAAAAGGACUUAAUCUUCCAAGAAACUUUCUGCUUCCUAACUGUAUGGCAUGGAUGGUUCCCAAUUCAUUGAUGCUUUAGUUCAAAACAGGGACUUCCUAGACAAAUCUCUAGGUGACCUAAAGACCAAAGAACUGCCCGCCUUCCCCUAGAUGAUAUUGCCGAGAGUGUGUCAGUGUUGUCAUUGAAGGCCUCUACCAAAGUCUGAAAAGACGGAGUGAAAGCAAUCAGUACUCUCCCUACCCACUUUCUUGUUUCCCUCCUUAACACCCCACAAAUUCUGGGUUUUUUGGGUUUUUUUUGUCUUUUUUUGGUUUUUUGCCAAGGAGGCUUUACACUUAAUGAAGUUCACAUCCUGGUCUCAAUUUAUUUUUUGUCUGUUUUUGUUUGUGUGUAUGUGUGUUUUCUUUUAACAUUUUUUUCUGACCCAGACUGAUUAGUAUCUGUGUAUAAUGUUGUUUCUAUGAAAGAGGAAAAUAGACAGAAAAAGUGUUUUGUGUACCUGGGAAGCAAUCCGAGGGAGACUCAGGAAGAUCAGAAGUUCAAGGUUAUUCCCAGCUAUGAGUUUGAGGCCAGUCUGGGCUACAUGAGACUUUGUCUGAAAAGGAGAAAGAAAAAGAAAAAGGAUUAUUUUUUAUCUUAAGACAAGUUUCAAAAUGCAAUUCUAGCUGGCCUCUAAGGAUCAAAGGAUCCACCAACCUGGCCUGUCUCCCGGGUACUAGGAUCAAAGGUGUGGCCCACCACGCCUGACAAAGAAUGUGUAAAUCAGUUUAUUUUCUGGCCUGGUACUAAUCCAUGGUUCUUCUGUC
This is a messenger RNA of Microtus oregoni (creeping vole), 2408 nucleotides long. RefSeq names its product geranylgeranyl pyrophosphate synthase-like. NCBI's taxonomy places the organism in Eukaryota, Metazoa, Chordata, Mammalia, Rodentia, Cricetidae. Gene Ontology annotation, molecular function: prenyltransferase activity. Bases 227 to 1129 code for a protein of 300 amino acids. The record is from RefSeq and is a predicted model, not a curated record. The transcript is spliced from 4 exons. Gene Ontology annotation, biological process: isoprenoid biosynthetic process.